Molecule: messenger RNA, 4224 nt
Organism: Hemiscyllium ocellatum (epaulette shark)
Lineage: Eukaryota; Metazoa; Chordata; Chondrichthyes; Orectolobiformes; Hemiscylliidae
Product: heparan-sulfate 6-O-sulfotransferase 1-like
Exons: 2
Coding region: 59-1291 (410 amino acids)
Cellular component (GO): membrane
Molecular function (GO): heparan sulfate 6-sulfotransferase activity
Source: RefSeq, a predicted model, not a curated record
GGAAGAGAGAGAGAGAAGCCAGCCUCCCCCCUGCAUCUCCUCAGUGAGAUGGUAACCCAUGAAGCCCACUGUCAGGAACAUGGUUGAAAGGACCAACAAAUUCAUUCUGAUUAUUGCUGGCUCCGCAAUUUUCAUGAUCAUCAUCUUCCAGUACGUGUGCCCGGGAACUAACUGCAGGAUCUCGGCGCCCCGGGGUUUCCAACACGACCAGGAGGCGGUGGAUAUCUUCCCGACGCCCGACCCCCAUUACCUGAGGAAGUACUACUUCCCGGCGCUGGACCUGGACCGCACGGUGGAUUUUGACAUCAAGGGCGACGACGUGAUCGUCUUCCUGCACAUCCAGAAAACCGGCGGCACCACCUUCGGCCGGCACCUGGUGCAGAACGUCAAGCUGGAGGUGCCCUGCGAGUGCCGCGCCGGCCAGAAGAAGUGCACUUGUUACCGACCGAACCGCAGGGAGACCUGGCUCUUCUCGAGGUUCUCCACCGGCUGGAGCUGCGGCUUACACGCCGACUGGACCGAGCUCACCAACUGUGUGCCCGGAGUGCUGAACAAGAGGGAAAGCAAGAGCAGAACUCCCAGGAAAUUCUAUUACAUCACAAUGUUACGAGACCCUGUCUCACGCUACCUUAGUGAAUGGAGGCAUGUCCAACGAGGGGCUACGUGGAAGACCUCACUGCACAUGUGUGAUGGGAGGACACCAACGCCUGAGGAGCUGCCACCUUGCUACGAGGGCAACGAUUGGUCAGGCUGCACACUUCAACAGUUCAUGGACUGCCCAUUUAACCUGGCUAACAACCGGCAGGUGAGAAUGCUUGCAGAUCUCAGCCUGGUGGGCUGCUACAACAUGUCCUUCAUUCCUGAGAAAAAGAGAGCCCAGAUGCUUUUGGAAAGCGCCAAGAAGAACCUCAAAGAUAUGGCUUUCUUUGGUUUGACUGAAUUCCAAAGGAAAACACAAUACUUGUUUGAGCGGACUUUUAACUUACAGUUCAUUAAGCCCUUCAUACAGUUCAACAGUACCCGCGCAUCGGGUGUGGAGACCGAUAAUGAGACGAUCCACAGGAUUGAGGAACUUAACGACCUAGACGUGCAGCUGUAUGACUAUGCAAAAGACCUUUUCCAACAGCGGUUCCAGUACAAGAGGCAACUAGAAAGAAUGGAGCGACGGAUACGGAAUCAGAAGGAGCAGCAACAACAACAGAAGAUCCCCGAGGAACUGCCCAAAGAGGAAAUGGAAGAACAGGGACGCAUACCCACAGAGGAUUACAUGAGCCAUAUUGAGAAAUGGUAGCCGUGGUGGACUACCACGUAUCUCAUGUUCUGAAAAUAAUGAUGAAUGAACUUUUGGUCUUCUAGAUCGUAAUGGAUCUCGGAGGUUGAAAGAGUUUUUUUUUAAUGUCUGUAAUUUUAAAAAAAGAAUCUGUAAAACAGAGAUGUUUGCUUCAGGGCAGUAUGGGUCUUUCUAGACCACCCAGGUGCACAAGGGAUCUGGACGCAGAACUAAGCCAGGAUACUACAGCUGGCCAACCAUGUGAUGUAAAGUCAUGAUUUUGUGACCCGGCACAGUUGAUGUCUGUGGAGCUAUUAGCAAUGGAUAAUGAAAUUUUCAACUCCAUUUAUGGCACCUGGAUACGCAUCCUGCAAUGAGAAAUGGAUGUGUUUGAAUUAGCUCAGUGACUGGUGCCAUUUAAUUCUCAACAUGAAUAUGCAGUGUGUUCGUUUUUGGAUGGUUUCAUGGAUUUUGAAAAUUUUAAAAUUCAGGUUUGAAAUUUUGUACAGCCACUGGCCAAUUGAACCACUGAGUAAAAGCAUUCCCAAUCUAGUCCAAUUCCAGUCAUUCCCACUCGAGGCUAAUCCAAUCCUUUUAUUCUCUUCCUUUUGCUUUCUUGAAGGACUUGACCUCCUUUCCUAGUGUAGGGUUCCAUACAGUAUCUCCUCCAGUAUCUUGUCCGAAUGAUCGUUACUCAAGGAUGAUCCUUGAUGUGAAUGCAGGCGGAUUAUCUAACUGCGGAGGGGACAUAUUAGCCAACCCUGAUCCAGUCCUCAGUCGACACCUGCAUUGCCAUCUCUGUAUAUUAAGCAAGAAUGGGAAACCUGCCCAUUUCUUUUCCCCUUUCUUAAACCUGAGGUGUCGGGGCCAAUUAUAGGGCCCAAUCUGCUGCCUUAGGUGAGCUCACCAAACUCAGCACUGUCUAGGGAUGGAACCUUUGGACCCUCUUGAUGUGCAUGGCUUAGAGGUGCUGACAACAUCCCUGAGCCAAGUUCAAUUCUCAGUGGUCAAGAUAAAAGCUCUGUGUUUAUAAUUAAAAACAUGUUGCAAUUGUACACAUACUCAUCUCAUCUGAGCCUGUUGUUCCUAAUACUUAGUGUGUUGAGCCAAUUUGUAUGGAAAGUUUAACAAAAGAUUGUUUGUUUUCUCAGUCACCUCAAUUCUAUACAGGAUUGGGAAUCCCCUUGAUAUUAAUUUUGAUUGUUCUGAAUUUUUAAAACAUUGAAUAUUAUACCUGCACACCUGUAACUUUCUCAGCCAUUAUGUGAUAGUUCAGAUAGGCCCUAUCAGCAAGGCAAAAAAGGUUAUUGUAGGGUCAUGAAUCUUUUCAUUAUGUUAUUCAGUAUCAUGUUGUAGCCAUCCAUUUCAUGUUGUUUAUGCCAGGCUGAAAGCAUUUUGAAUUGUGUAACAUUUCCUAAAACACAGUCGACAACCUCAUGGUACAUCUUUGUGAGCACCAGACAAUUUUAGAUUAAUUUGAAGUCUUGCAGUGCUGACUAUCUUACUCUCUAACCCCAAUCUAAUGGAAUUUCAUACCAGCCAUUUUGUUGUAGAUCCUGGGAAGGUGCGCUGGUACACUAUCUGACUAGAACAUCAAUAUCUCUUUCUCAGUCAGGACCUUCACUUGACCAUUCUCAAAAUUGACGCCUUAAAAUCGGGCAUUCUGCGUCACAAAAUGAAAAUACCAAUCAUACUUUCUUCAGAAUCCAAGACCUGACUGAUUGCAGAAAAUUGAGGAAUGUAAUCUUUGUUAAGCUAACUAUUUUACUUAUGAAAAAGCCAUAACACAUUUUAUAGUUGUACCAUCUGAAGGAGUAGUCAUCAUAUUUUCUUCUCCCCCUCGUCUCUUGGGUAACACAAGAUCUUGGAUAAUUUCUAAGAAUCAAUUUCAAUAAAGACCACCCAAAUUGAAAGAGAUGAAUAAGCUUAUUUUGUUGUCUGCCACUACAGCCUCCAAAACAUGUAAUCACAGAGCCUCUCACACAGUAUACACCCUUCCUUUCUUCAGAGAAUAUUUAAAUGAGUCAAAAAGAAAUGUGAUUACCAUCUGUCCCCGAACUGUUAUGGCUUCCUUUGGUCCAAAUAUGACUGUCAUUAGAGAUGUAAAAUAUUCCAAACUUGGAUGAUAAGUUAUUUGUUAUUUUCAAGAACUAGUGAAUUAAUUGAAUAGGUUAAUUCUAAGCGAUAACAAGUGACAGCCUAUUUCUCUCUGGAAACCUCAGAUGCAAUCAACUUGUCAUACGGUCUCCAUUUAUAAAUGCAAAAUCUGUGUAAUCUGGAUAAAAAGAGACUGCUGCCUUUGAUUUCAUAAUUUACCUUUGCUCUAUUGUCGUUUAUGUGAAAAGGCUACACUCAUUCUCCUGUACCCCACACCCACCCCACCCCACCCUUAGUCCAGCAAUGUUGGACAUACAGUAUUUAGGAGCUGCUCAGGAUUUUGUUUUCUCCAUCGUGCUUUUUCAACCGCCUCAGCUAAUUUCAUUGCCUGGGUGUGCCUGGUUUCAAUAAAUGCAGUAACGUUUUAGGAGCCAAGCCAGGCUAGUUUAUGUUCAAAUUGCUGCAAAGCCAUAUGUGGUGUCUCCCUGGUUACUGCAAAUGAAGGAGCCAGUGGCAAUUCAGUGCAAUUUUAUUCCCCCCACCCCCGCCACUCCCCCCAGACACCAAAUUUGAGCUUUUUAAAGGGAUGGUAUCUACUUGGUAGCGAAUCCUUGGGCAGGCUUUGUUUCUGGAACAGUUUCAGGUUUCAUAUGUUACUGUUAGAUUAAAUCAAAGACAAAUAACUUUUAGUGGCAGAUGCGAUUGGUAAUGCAGCUGUGUAAUUGUACUCCCAACAGACCUGCCAGCUGUCGCUCAUCGGGAGUGACGGGCUUUCGUUUCGGGUAAAAAUUUUAACAUGUUUUGAUAUAUGUCAUGGAGAAAUAAAUGGAUAAAAUAAAUGAAUAUGUUUAAAUGGC